UCGAUGAAGCUAAUAAAUCAUGUUAGCCGUCUAAACUAGGACUGCCCAGAUUGUCUGGCUUUGCCCUUCAUUUCUUUCAUCAAACCCGUUCCUUUCUUCCAAUGGUUCGCAACCUCUGCUCAAAAGGCUCUACAGCUUACUACUAUUGGACCUUACUGCUAUCUUCGUACCAUGUCAUCUUGCUGUCAACACUGAUUCAUCCUUCUCUGGGCUCCAAGACGCGGCGCUUCAAAUGGGAUGUGGAGUACAUGUUCUGGUCACCCGACUGUGUUGAGAACAUUGUGAUGGGGAUCAACGGCCAGUUCCCAGGCCCCAACAUACGCGCCAGGGCCGGAGACACUGUCCACGUUGAGCUCACCAACAAGCUCUACACUGAAGGUGUUGUGAUUCAUUGGCACGGGAUCCGACAGUUUGGAUCGCCUUGGGCAGAUGGGACUGCUUCCAUCUCUCAAUGUGCCAUAAACCCGGGAGAGACGUUCAUUUACCAGUUCAAAGUCGAACGGGCGGGAACGUACUUCUACCAUGGACACUAUGGGAUGCAGAGAUCAGCAGGGCUGUACGGGUCACUGAUUGUCAACUUGCCGGAAGGGGAGAGGGAGCCGUUCCACUACGACAGGGAGUUCAGUCUGCUGCUGAGUGACUGGUGGCAUCAGAGCGCUCACGAGCAAGAGGUUGCCCUCGCCUCGAACCCCAUCCGUUGGAUCAAUGAACCUCAGUCGGUUUUGAUCAACGGGAGAGGGCAGCACAACUGCUCGCUGGCAGCUCGUUUUAGCAGCUCUUCGAAGGCCGUGGCCCAGUGUCAUUUCAGAGGGGACGAGCAGUGCGCGCCCAAAAUCCUGAGCGUGCUUCCGAACAAGACCUACCGGAUCCGGCUAGCAUGCACCACAGCUCUCUCUUCCCUUAACUUCGCCAUCGGGGGCCACAAGAUGGUGGUGGUGGAAGCCGAUGGCAACUACGUUCAGCCAUUCGCCACGGACGACUUGGACAUAUACUCUGGCGAGACCUAUUCGGUUCUGGUAACGACUGACCAGGACCCGACUCUUAACUACUGGGUCUCUGUCGGUGUACGGGGCCGCCGUCCCAAUACCCCUCCAGCCCUCACCAUCCUCAACUACCGCACAACCGCCGCCAUCGAGCUCCCCAAGUCGCCACCUCCGGUUACUCCCCAAUGGAACGAUUAUGCCCGUAGUGUAGCACUCUCAAAGAAAGUCCUCUCGCGAAUGGGAACGCCGAAACCUCCAGCGAAAUACGACCGCCGGAUUAUUCUAUUGAACUCCCAGAAUAAGGUCGACGGGUUCACGAAAUGGGCUGUGAACAACGUUUCGUUGACCUUACCAUCGACACCUUAUCUCGGUUCCAUCAGGUACGGCCUCAUGAAGGCCUUCGACCAGAGAAGUCCGCCGGACGACUACCCGGCCGACUACAACAUCAACGAGCCCCCAUCGAACCCAAAUGCUACUAUCAGGAACACGGUGUAUAGAUUCGACUUCAACACAACGAUCGACGUGAUCCUCCAGAAUGCAAACGCCUUAUCAGUGAACCUGAGCGAGAUACACCCGUGGCACCUGCACGGGCACGACUUCUGGGUUUUGGGGUACGGGGAGGGCAAGUUCACUGACAAGGACGCCAAGGGAUUCAACCUGAAGAAUCCCCCAUUGAGGAACACAGCUGUGGUGUUCCCGUACGGGUGGACGGCGCUAAGAUUCGUAGCUGACAACCCCGGAGUCUGGUCCUUCCACUGCCACAUCGAGCCGCACAUUCACAUGGGAAUGGCAGUGGUUUUUGCGGAGGGAGUGGAGCUCGUUAGGAAUGUCCCCGCCGAGGCCCUCACCUGCGGACUUACUGCCAAGAUGUUCCUCAAUGGUACCUAGAGCAACUGAUCACAGGCACAAAAGAAAAGCCGGUUCUGCGAGACAUAUCAGAUAAAGUUCUCCUACAGCUUAAGCAUUUAAAGAAAUCGAUCGAUGCGUCUGCAUCCAUGUACACGCUUUCGACUGAUAGCCUUAUUGGAUUUGCAUGGGCAGAGAUCAAAUGGUCCUGUGGUGCUAUAGAAUUUCCCGGAGCCAAUAUGAUUUUCUCAGAAAUUAAUGUGAUA
This is a messenger RNA of Punica granatum (pomegranate), 2095 nucleotides long. The record is from RefSeq and is a predicted model, not a curated record. NCBI's taxonomy places the organism in Eukaryota, Viridiplantae, Streptophyta, Magnoliopsida, Myrtales, Lythraceae.